CAGUCUCCUUGUCUAUUUAGAUCUCAGAACUGAAUCAGAUUUUUAUUACAAUCACAGAGUUAGGGUUUGUGACAGUUGAAGAAGAAAACAAUGGUGGAUCGUAAGGAAAUCCCUUUGGCUAUGGGGCUAUUGGCGGUGCUCCUUUUCUUCGUUGCUUCGUCUUCAUUUCACGUUGUUCGUGCUUCUGAUGAUGUAGAUGAUGCGAUCUUUUAUGAAUCGUUCGAUGAGGAUUUUGAUAACCGGUGGAUUGUGUCUGGGAAGGAAGAAUAUAAUGGUGUAUGGAAGCAUUCAAAGAGUGAAGGGCACGAUGAUUUUGGACUUCUUGUCAGUGAACCAGCAAGGAAGUAUGCUAUAGUUAAAGAGCUUGAUGCGCCUGUCAGUCUUAAGGACGGACCAGUUGUUCUUCAGUUCGAGACUCGUCUUCAAAAUGGCCUUGAAUGUGGUGGUGCAUAUAUUAAAUAUCUUCAAACCCAGGAGAGUGGUUGGAAGCCUAAGGGAUUUGACAAUGAAUCUCCUUAUUCUAUUAUGUUUGGUCCAGAUAGGUGUGGGACAACAAACAAGGUGCAUUUCAUCUUCAGGCAUAAGAAUCCAAAGACCGGGAAACAUGUUGAACACCAUCUCAAGUUUCCUCCUUCUGUCCCAUCUGACAAACUAUCUCAUGUGUACACUGCUGUUCUAAAGGCUAAUGAUGUGAGCAUUUUAAUUGAUGGUGAGGAAAAGAAAAAGGCCAAUUUCUUAUCUUCUGAAGAUUUUGAGCCUGCCCUUAUCCCUUCCAAGACAAUCCCAGAUCCCGAUGAUAAUAAACCCGAGGACUGGGACGAGAGAGCCAAAAUUCCUGACCCAGAAGCUGUAAAGCCAGAGGAUUGGGAUGAGGAUGCACCUAGGGAAAUUAUAGAUGAAGAAGCUGAGAAACCUGAAGGAUGGUUGGAUGACGAGCCAGAAGAAGUAGAUGAUCCAGAGGCAUCAAAGCCUGAAGAUUGGGAUGAUGAGGAGGAUGGCGAAUGGGAAGCUCCCAAAAUUGAAAACCCAAAGUGUGAAGCAGCCCCUGGUUGUGGUGAAUGGAAGAGGCCAACCAAGAGCAACCCAGCUUAUAAGGGAAAAUGGAGUGCCCCCUACAUUGAUAACCCCAAUUAUAAGGGUAUUUGGAAGCCUCAGGAGAUUCCAAACCCAGAGUACUUUGAACUUGAGAAACCAGACUUUGAACCUAUUGCUGCUAUUGGCAUUGAAAUUUGGACAAUGCAAGAUGGCAUUCUAUUCGAUAACGUUUUGAUAGCUAAAGAUGAUAAGGUUGCAGAGUCCUAUCGGGAGACUACAUGGAAACCCAAGUUUAACAUUGAGAAAGAGAAACAAAAGGCUGAAGAGGAGGCAGCUGCAGCGGCAGCAACUGAGUCAGAGGGUAUUGCUGGCAUCCAGAAGAAGGCAUUCGACCUCUUGUACAAGAUCGCCGACAUUCCCUUCCUAAGUGACCACAAACAAAAGAUUAUUGAAAUCAUUGAAAAGGGAGAGAAGCAACCAAAUCUGACUAUUGGUAUUAUUGUAUCUGUUGUGAUUGUCUUUGUAUCAAUUUUCUUCAGGCUCAUAUUCGGUGGAAAGAAACCUGCAAAUGUUGAGGCUAAGGUGGAGAAGAAGACCAACACAGAAACUUCCAGUAAACAAGCUGGCGAAGAGAAGGAAGAUAACAAAGAAAAGGAAGAAACAGUCAACCCUCCACGUCGGAGGCCAAAGAGAGACAAUUGAAAUGAUUGAAACUUAUAGGGGCUGCCCAUUAAGUAUCAUCAUCUGUGGUUAAUUUUGGGCUUAGUUGAAUUUUAGGUGCUCUUUGUUUUCUUUUUACUUUUUUCCUUCUUCAGAAAGAUUAUAUACUUAAGGAGUAUAUAUGUUCUCCUUUUUGGAGACUCGAGUGUUUCACCUAAUUGUAGUUGUACAAUUAUUUUUUUGUCCUCUUUUUUCUAGUAAUGAAUUAUGUUUUUCACA
Vicia villosa (hairy vetch) is the source of this 1974-nucleotide messenger RNA. Its product is annotated as calnexin homolog. The transcript has 6 exons. Gene Ontology annotation, cellular component: endoplasmic reticulum; endoplasmic reticulum membrane. The record is from RefSeq and is a predicted model, not a curated record. Lineage: Eukaryota; Viridiplantae; Streptophyta; Magnoliopsida; Fabales; Fabaceae. Gene Ontology annotation, biological process: protein folding. The coding region runs from base 91 to 1737 and encodes 548 amino acids. Gene Ontology annotation, molecular function: calcium ion binding.